CGAAUCCUCAAUCGUCAUUUUCUUCCCGAAAAUGGCCGCAUCAGGAGGAAAUAUUGAAUGGUCUACAACUGUUAAACCAAUAUUAACAGCUCUUUACGGCCCGUUUUUCGACAAAAACGAUGCCGUCGAAAUCAUCCAAGCCAUCAUCAAAAGUGAAAGUGAAUUCCAGAACCAUGAAGACAUCUAUGACUUGUUCUACACAUGCUUUGCAUGCCUCUCUGCACAUUUUAUUAGCAUGAAUGCUAAUAACUUACCAAAUGAUCAACUGAGUACAGCCAGAGAUGCAUUCAGAGUGAUUCUCCGACAAAUACUGAAGAAGCUCUCCGAAGCCGGAUUGAGCUGCGAUGAUACCAACACAACCGCUGCUCCCAAUGUGUCUGUUAAGCAGCUACUGUUGCCCAUUGUGGGGCUAUGCGGAAUCGACGGCGGGGGUUACCCCCAAUCUGACCUAGUGAUUCUGACAUCACUACUGAAAAAUGCGAAACUACCUGCACAUGUUUCUGUGCCUGAGUCCCAAACAACAAAAUCAUCAGUCAUACCCAGCUCGAUUACGUCACUAGCUUCUCAAACCACGCCCACUGAGAAGCAGCCGCCGUCUAACGCCCAGCGGCGUUCUGACGCACUGUUAGAACAACUGACGGCGCCGCUGAGGAACCCGGUGGCUUCUAUGACGUCAUCUCAGGCUGCCCCGGCCACGGCUGUCCUGUCGCCCGGGAGUAAGGAUAGUUUGGAGAGCGCUAAAGAUGGGAAUGCUUCGCAACAGGCUUCUAUUGAUAUGAAGAAGUGGGUGGCAUCAACCUGCUCAUCAUUACUAAUGGAGCUGAGAGCUGGCUCCGUGGUGCUGAAGGUCUGCUCCUCGUUACCCUGUCUGCAGCGGUACCUCAACCGCUGGCAGACGGCUAAGGAGACUGCCGUUGCACCACAGUUUAACUCUGAUGCCUCACUUCUUCAUUUCCUGGUGAACGAGGUGCACGUCUGCCGCCUGGCUUUAUCUCUGCCGUGCCUGGAGCCGUUCACGCCUGAACGCAUCAUGACGCUCAGUGACGUUAGCAUCGCUGGCCUGCUGUGUGCCACUGCGCAGGCAUCGCUCCACCCGAAAGACGAGGAGUAUGAGCAGCAGACGGCCACCCUGGUGGAGAGUGCACUGAGCCUCUACAACACUGUUGGCGAGACAUUCAAACAGUCUACACGCGCUGGUGGUUAUGUAUAUCAAAACCACCUAAUGAUCGGCGGUUGGGUGCUGCUGUGCGGGCUGCAUCACGCGCUGGCAGGAGCCCCCUGUCCUUCUACCACGCCCGGCAAGAGCCCCGCUAAAACGCCUUCUAGGCCUUACAAUCUUACUAAGAUGCAACAAGGUCUAGGCGUAGUAUGGGUAGCGCUAGGCGGUCGCUGCCUCGCCUGGGUGGGCGCGCUACUAUCCGACGCCCGCCUAGAAGCGCUGAGUUGUGGCGAGGCAGUGGUCACGACUCCCGCGCCGCUGCACAUACUAGCGCAACAUACUGCGCAUCAGAGGGAAUUGAGGCUCGCUUCUGCUGCGCCUUUGCAUCAGCUUCUAGUGGCGUUAGGCGUAGUGUGCUACCGUAAGGCGACGAACUUGAAGCGCGCGGUAGUACAGAAGCAGCACCAGGACGCCGACCCCGACCGCUCCGACUCCACCGUCUACUUCCAGGACAUGAUACUGUGCUCCGAGGACUCGGAGACUGAUGAUGACAGCGAACCUCUCUUCGGCUUGUGGUUCGAGUCGACGCUCGUGGCACCUGAUGCUACGGACAACAGCGGGUUGGUUCGUGCAUCGGGCAACAACGACAAUAAUGAUAACGCGGAUGCACCGCAGCGCCCGCAUCAGGCUAUCGUGCCGGAUAAAGCUGAGCCUUAUUCUUACAUAACACUAGCGACAGAAGUUUUCACCCUUCUAACCGAGGAGAUCAUAAGCGAGGGUUCAGAGCGUCUCGGCCAGCACUCGCUGCAGCUACACGAUGCUCAUCAGGCGCUGCUGGCGGCGCUAGCCAAGGAUCUGGAUAGAGAGACUGCCAGGACUGACACUGGUACAAUAUCAGCGUGCUUCGGUGCCCGCCUCGGUGCACUAUACGCGGCGUUCAGUUCGGCGCUAGUGCGCUAUUUACACAAUCUGAGCGGCGCCCCCGCAUUCGCGUCGUUACAGCCCGCAUUACAUCAGCAGCUGAUAUCCGCCGGCUCUGAGAGGACUAAUAUGACGCCUUUGCAGGUUGGACCUCGAGUAGUUAAACUCCUAGGCGGUAUGGUCCUCAGCAAGCAGGCAGCUGAACGCGAAAACAGCAUCCUAGCUAUGUGGCAUAAGAUUGUGAACACCCUGCAAGAAUGUGCACUCCAAGCCCAACCUUCUCAAGAUCAUGAUUAUGAAGACUUGAAUGUUGAGCAUGCUCAACUCUUGGUAUAUCUAUUCCACUCACUGACGCUCAUGCAGAAGAAGUCUGUUCUUCUUAUGACGUCCAAUGCCAUCAUAAAGGUGGUGGAGACAUUAGCCAUCAGUGACAGGAAGCGUGCAAUGAAUUUGGCGCCGCAUCAGCUGAUGUUGACUACGAGGUUGAUGCUACUGCUCGAGUACUUGAUGAGACAUCUGUAUGAUGCUCCGCAGACGUUGUUGCAACAGAUCGAAUGGAACUUAGUAAUAGCACCAGGUUUGGCCCAACCCUCAACCGAAGCGAACGCUAACGGCAAUAAGACGACCACCAACGGCCAGCCGAAGUCGCGCAUCUAUUGUGAAGUGCCGUAUAUUGAGCAGGCUUAUAGAAGAUUGUCGCAGGAUGAGAGCUCUAUGAGGCCUAAGUUCUAUGCGUUGACUAGCGCUGAUAUUAAUAAUCAGGAAAACCCGAAAUUCGACGGGCUAGCCUGCAACUUCGUGCUCGGAACACCACAUAAGCUGAAGUACCCGCUACUACUGGAUGCGUUGUUAGCGUUACUGAACUCUGCGUGUAUAUGCGAUAACUCGCAGUACCACGGGUCACCUGCUGCGUUGGCGGCCGCACAUUAUUGCUACCAGACUGCUUGGAGGCUAGUAAUAAGCAUGCCCCCCGCCACCCCGCACAUGGACAAGCUACAAGCGGGCACAGCAGCAGAUCUACCGUCGCCGCUCCCUCUACACGCAGUCGUGUGGGCCCCGCGCGCUGACAAUAAGAAGGUUUUCAACCCCUGGCUUAAGGAUGCGCUGGUUAAGCAGGGGAUGUAUACUCAGUAUGCUGAGAAUCUUCUUGCCGGCGUAAGCGCAUCGUGCGAUAACAUCAAAUAUACAGCGUGGUUGGCGUCUGAGACAAUCAAACAUUUGAAGCAAAAUGUCACUGCAAACGGCCUACCAUCACUACUUGACGUGAUUUCCUGCGAUUCGGCACUGGUCAGGUUCAAAGUGUGCCUAGCUGAUUCUGCCACACCAUCGGAGGCGCAUCAGUUCAUGCCAGACCUAUUGGACUUGCUGGAAACUAUUCUUGAUUGUUGCCGUCUCAGCGCAGGCCUCGAACUCGAAGGCCUAAUGGAGAGUUCAAACAACCCAUCCGAAGCUGCAGUAAGCAAGGCUCGUCUACAAGUAUGCGGUACUUCCGGGCCCGUCGGUAAUGCGGCCGGUAGUACUCCUCCCCCGGCGCUAGGGGCCUGGUUGAGGGCUCAUCUGCCUUCAAAUGCUGCUGCUGCGUUGGAUAGGCUGAGUUCGCCGCCUCCGUUGGCUUGUAUUAAUUUGGCAUUCUACGCGGCACACAUAAUACCAUCAGAAAGCGCAGUACUCAACCUAGUUUCCUCCCACUGCGAACUCAUCACAGCUAACACGAAGUACUCUCUCGGACCGUCGCUUAUGAUGCUCGCGUAUUCCGCAGCGAAGCUUUUAGAAGUCGGCGCCAGUAAACUCGCUGAUAACCCUGAGUUGAUGAAGAAGACUUUCGACUUGGUUAUACCGGCUUUGACUGAUGGCCGUCUCGAAUUCAUGUCAGAACCACUAGCGGCUACAUUAAACACGCUUGUUCCACAAGUGCAGAAAGCUGAACAAUUGAUACACGAACACAUACUCAAGACUACGUACGGCGUGCUCGUUGAACAUCUGCAGCCGUCUACUGAGAAGACUUUGAGACAUAUGGUAAAAUACUGGGAAAAGAUAUUGGACCGCCCUGCCGGCAGAUUGGCUUAUGAAAAAGUGUUCGCUGAAAACUCCGGAUAUUCUCUCGGAAAGAUCCUUUUGUCGGCUCCCAAUGCCAGGAAUCCUUACGCUGAAAGGGUUAUCAAGUUAUUCAUCAAGAUAUUCACUGGUUGCGAGAAUGAGCUCAACGGCAAUCUAUGCGUGUCUGUCUGCAAGUUCAUUGGAGUUGCUGAUCAACAGCGGCUGUCCACUCUACUGGCACACAUCUGUUUAGGUGCUCCUGCUACAUCAACAAACGGCACCACGGGUACAGCAAACGGAACUCCAACGGAAACAGAAUUACCGACGCCUACGUCAUCAGCUCCCGAAGCCAGUGGUAAUCCCGCCUCCCUGGCGUUGCGCAACGCUUUGCGCAGUGUGUUCCGCAGCGAGAGCGACGCUGCGCAACGCAAUGAUUCUAAUGCGCAAAGGAAUGACUCGGAUUUACCGGUGUUUGAUGCGCCUUCUCCAGCUCCAAGAGCACAAUCCGAUACUGCGCAACAAUCUGCAAACUCAGAAAGCUGCAGCUGGUCGGACGGCAGUAAGGACAGCGGUGGCGCCGCCACAACGGCAGCGGCCACUGCGGAACCAACUCCCGCGCCUCUCGCCGACGCCGCCAAUGAUAAUGCCGCGUUAUUAUCGGCUCUAUGCAAGCAUGUUGUGCAGCACUGUGGUGACGAAGUAAGCGAGCGCAUGUUAACGACUCUGAUCGGUGUGUGCGGCGAGAGUGCAUGCUCGCCGCUGCUGCUGCGCGAGAUGUGUCGCCUGGCGGACGCGCAUGCCGGCGGGGACCAUCGCCAGCUGUUCCCGGCGGCUGUCGGCUGGCUGUCGGCUUGUGUGGAGAAUCUAAGCAGUCAAGAAGUACUGGACAAGUUGGAAGAAGGUCAAGUGGACGGCACACUGGCGCCGCAGAUUGAGUCCGCUUGUGUGCUCCUGUCUUAUCUCGCGGACGCUUUGCACGCCAUCAAUACUACACAGCCACAUACAUGGCGUUCGGUCAGUCCUACUUGGGAAUCACCUUCGGAUCUCGGAUUCGAUCUGGAUUACACAGACGAACAACAGGACGAUGACGAUACAAGCGCUGAUGAUUCUGACGAAGACGUAAUGCUCCAAUACAAGUUAUGCACAUUUACCGUAACUCAACGAGAAUUCAUGAACCAGCACUGGUACCACUGUCACACGUGCAAGAUGGUGGACGGUGUGGGAGUGUGCACUGUAUGCGCAAGAGUCUGUCACAGGGGACACGACGUGUCUUACGCCAAGUUCGGCAACUUCUUCUGUGACUGCGGCGCCAAGCCCGAUUCUAGUUGCCAAGCUCUAGUGAAACGCUCAGUGACGCUGGGCGGCGCUCGCGGCGCCGGCACAGAGGAGGCUGCGCCCGCGCCGUCUCUGCGGCGCCGCCCCUCCAGCCCCGCGCCGCCCGCUAUACUCGCCCCACCCCGCAGGCCUGUGCUCGCAUCUAAUAUACAAGGUUGUCGCCAAUACCUGUCCUCAUACUCCGGCUGGGGUACCUGCAUGGAGCGUGUACGCCGCUUACUCGAAGCGUUAGCGGGCCCGGUCCGCGCCGCCUGCGAGCGGGCCGCACCCACUGGGGCCCAUGGCCGGGCCCAACGAGCGCUAGCUCAACUUCAUCUGGGAGAGAAGAAGUUUACGCAUACUGAUAAUCUGAUGCUGCCUACUCUUGGUUCCCAAGAAGGUGCAUUCGAGAACGUUCGCAUGUCAUACACCGGAGAAACGGGACAGACUAUCCGUCAACUGAUGUCUGCACACAAGCUUCGUCGUGUAGCCAUGUGCUGCCUCGCCUCGCCGCAAGGCAGGAGACAACAUCUCGCUGUGUCGCAUGAGAAAGGAAAAAUCACCGUCCUUCAGCUAUCAGCUCUACUAAAACAAGCGGACUCUUCGAAGCACAAGUUAACUCUGACCCGUCUAUCAUCCGCGCCCAUACCGUUCAUGGUGCUCAGUUUAAGCGGCAACCCAUGGAAUGAGGACCUGUUGGCUGUGUGCGGAUUGAAGGAGUGUCAUGUGUUGACUUUUAAUAGUGGCGGUGCCGUAGCCGACCACCUAGUCCUGAACACAGGCUUAGAAGGCAACAACUACGUCAUCAAAGCAAUAUGGCUGCCCGGCUCUCAGACGCAGCUGGCGCUCGUCACCUCAGACUUUGUCAAGAUAUACGAUCUGAGCAAGGAUCUUAACAAUCCCAUGCAUCACUUCCUUGUGCCCAGUGGAAAGGUCCGCGACGUAACAUUCGUCAACCAAGACGGCGUGAUGCAUAUGCUGUGCAUGAGCUCCGCCGGCCAUAUCUACUGGCAACCCAUGAGCGAAGAGUCUCGCGCCACUCUAGGCACGUUCUACGUCACCAACACGCUAGAGGUGCUCCAUCCGGAAAUACAGGAUGUCGCGGGAUUGGUGGGAGGGGGUGGAGUCUCCAUAUACUACUCCCAUACCCUGAAGAUGCUGUUCUUCUCGUAUGCUCAAGGAAAGAGUUUCCUGGCUCCUCUUAACACCGUUGAAGAGAGCCUCAAAGGUACAGCAAUGAUCACCCUAUCAACAACCUCCACACAAAAGGAGGGCGGAGGCCGCGGAGGUGGCAAGCAAGGAGGAGUACAAUCCCUCUGCCAAUGGGCCGAAGUGCCCGGACAUCCCGGCCUUGUGACAGCUGUCAUGCAGGCUUCUAACAAUCCAGUGGUGUUGAUGCUGACGCCUACUAAUAUAUUCGUGCAGGAGAUUAAGGUGGUACCAGCCAAAGCCAAGAUCACAGACAUGGUAGCGGUGCGCCAUUGGUGCGGUGGUGGUGGUGAACAGAAGUCCACUCUCAUAUUACUGUGUGAAGACGGCAGUUUGCGCAUGUAUGCGGCCAGUAGCGAUCAUACUGGGUACUGGCUGUCGCCUGCCAUACAACCUACGCAUGCGCCGAGGAGACGGCCUAGACUGUUGACGCAUCAUUCUAAGGGGAAGGCUCAGCAGGUGGUAACAAAAUCGAAUGCCAACGGCGCUCCUCAGUUCCCGAUCGAUUUCUUCGAGCACUGCGUUGCGAUGAACGACAUUGAAUUUGGCGGAAACGAUUUGUUGCAAGUGUACAAUACUGCACAAAUCAAACAUCGGCUUAAUACUACUGGUCUGUACGUCGUAUCGACAAAGAUGAGUGGUUUCGCUAUGGAAGUGAUGAACUCUGAUCCUAAUAUGGUCAUCUGUGGUAUAAGAGUUCUUCUUGGCAGUCAAGAUGUUGCCAGAACACCUUCUUACGUAGAGGUUUACGGCAGAAUUAUUCAGACAAUAGUGGUGCGUAAUCGUUGGUUCGAUAUUCCGCUUACACGUGAAGAGUCCCUACAAUCUGAUAAGAAACUGUCUAUCAACUUUGGACCCUCUCAAGAUCCUGAUGGUGUUACUAUGGUUGACUCUGUCAAAGUGUACGGAAAGAAUAAGGAACAAUUCGGAUGGCCCGAAGAUAACGAGGAUCCAUCAGCUUGUCCUUCAUCUAGCAAAGUUGCUCAGGAGGGUGAAGGCGCCGGCGGAGCCUGGAAACCAAGUCCACUCGAGCGUCUCGCCUGUGCCGCACUAGAAGCGCUAGAGUUAGGCGCCGGCGCAUCGGCCGCCGGUGUUCACGCGGCCGCCGAGCCGGCUCGACGAUUGUUAUGUGCGCCGGCGCCGCCGCAUUUGCAUGCCAGAGCGCAGUGCUUGCUGAGAGCGUUGCAUCAUACGCAUUAUCAUCAGUACAAGGAUCAAGCUAUCCUGAAAUACGUGUGCACAUCACUGCGCGAACUUCGUGACACUGCCGACCCUCACAACAUCGACCCUGAAGCCUACUUCAGGCUGGUACUCCUAGCAAGAGGUGUGGCUGUCGCUAGGCCUAACCAUCUUGUGAAGUAUAGUGCUCCUACGCCGCAGAGACCUGCGAAUGGCGACUGGUCAGUCCUCUGGAAAGGCGACAACCAAGACCAAGAGAAGGAGAAAGAACCCCACCUCUGCGCGUUACUAACCAGCGUACUAUGGCGCCUCGCCGCCUGUCGCACAUCCACGGCGCAGCCGCCGGGCAUCCUGUCCUAUGGGCUGCGACAUCCAGAACAUACGAUGCAUGCGUUAGCUGAUACCGUGCAUGCUUUUCAGUUACAUGCUGAACCUGAGUGUGUGGAAUUCGGCAACCAAAUCUACCUUUCUCUUCUGCUGGCUGAGGAUCAAAGCAUUAGCUUCGGAGCGAAGGCUGCGCUGAUGCGUGUGCUCAGACCACGAGUGAAGAGGCGCCGCGUCUACAUACCAUCACCACCUAAUACUCCUGGAACAGGCGCAGGUUCCUCAGUAACCACAGCGCAACCGACAAGCUCGAUCACCGAAGCGGUGGUAUCUGAGUCUGAUCUUAGCGCCACCCGUGACGAACAUCAAGAGAACCAGUUCAUGGAUGUCGAUGAUUCUCUCGAGCCCAUGGUGUUGUUGGCUCCUGAUGGAGGUCUCGAAGCAUUACUAGACAUCCCCCCGGACGCGGACGACGAGACGAUGGUAGAGCUAGCCAUCGCUCUGUCGCUGCAGGAGCAGCCGCGCCGAGCGCCGCCCGCGCCCUCCGCCCCGCCACCACCCGCGCCCGGGUUCAGUGACGCUACUGCCUCGCCGCCUGGUUCUGACGACGAAGGCAGCACGGCCGCUACAGACGGUAGCACACUCCGCACAUCUCCCGCCGAACCACCUGGCUCAGCCGGUUCUGAAUCCGGAGGCUCCGGCGCCGAUAGCAUCGGAGGGGUUUCUGGACGAAGCAGUGCUUAUGGCGAAAUGGUGUCGGCCCCGUCCGCCGGGACGAUGCCUGCGUCCAAUAUCAUCGCGGCGCCUGUUGCUAUCGCAGCCGGACCAUCAACAUCGUCAAGUCAGCCAGUAGCGUCUACCUCACGUACUAUGGAAGCGGAGAGCGAGACGCGCAAGUUACACGCGCUCCGACUGUCUCUACUAUCUGCCGCUCUAGACGCCCUGCCGUCUCUGAGAUACCUGCCGGGAGUCAGGGCUAUACCCUUCGUGCAGGUCGUCCUAAUGCUAGCCGGCGACUUAGACUCAAGCGUCGAAGGAGACCGAACAGUCUUAGACCGCCUCCUCGAACUCCUAGUUUCUGAACUCGACAUACAAAGCGAAGAGAACCCAGAAGAACGUACAGACAGGCGGGAGUUACAACUCGCUAUUAUGCGCUUAGAGUUGUUGGUGUCAGAGCUUGAUAUGCACGGAGAUGAGACGCCGCCCCCGAUACAUGAGAGGACCAAUAGGAGGGAGCUGCAGUUGGUUAUUAUGAGGCUGCUUAGUGUCCUCAUGGCUCGUUGGAAGACAUCAGCGACAGGCGGGCCGGUGCCGCGCGCGGAAGUCACGGGCGGUGCCUGCGCGGCGCACGUGUCGCGCUUAGCAGCCGCCGCGCUGGUCCGCGCCGGUGCGCCCGCGCAUUGCUUCCGCGUGCUGUCUGCGCUACUGCCGUAUUGGAAGGAGAAGACUUCCAGUUCAGGAGCGGCGACUACUGGCCAAACAUUGCUGAAACCGCAACCACCACAGCCUUUGCCUGACAUGCAGCCCUUCUUUGUAAAGGAAUAUGUCAAGAGUCACGCUUUAGACGUGUUCGAUAACUACCCACAACUUCUAAUGGAGAUGGCACUGCGUCUUCCAUGCCAAAUUCACAAGCACUGCGACCCGGCGCACUUUGAUCAGCGCUGGCGCACGUUGCUGUGUGAAUACAUGAUGAACCAACAGACUCCGCUCAGGAAACAAGUGCGCAAACUCCUACUCCUCCUCUGCGGCACUCGCGAGCGUUACCGCCAGUUGCGUGACGUCCACGCUCUCGACACGCAUCUGAACGCCGCGCGCGCACUCCUCGCUACAGACCCGGCUUACGACAAGCUUGUGCAACUUAUGGAUCAUUUGAAGGCUUGCGCAGAGAUAGUGAGCGCCCGCACGGGCAACUGGCAGCACACGUGCGCCACGGAGCGGCGCGAGGCGCUGGCGUGGCUGGUGACGGUGGCGCGGCGCGUGCACCCGCACGUGGCGCCCACCGUGCUGCAGCUGCUGCAGGCUGCGCUCUGCGCGCCUCCUCAUCACCAGCGACCUGCUGAGAACAAGCAAAACACAGCUGAUUGGCCGGACCGCGAACGCAGCGCUGAGAAUGAUGCUUUCACGACCGAUGGCUCCAAAUUCCAAGAGCAGAGAGUUGGGCCACUCGUUCAACAGAUCUUGAAACAAGUGUCCCAAGAUGAACUGAGGAUGUUUGUGAAAGCAUUCUUACUGGAGACCAACUCGACAGCCGUGCGUUGGCAAGCCCACGCUUUGCUUCUCGCUAUUUACAACAACUCUGGUCAAACGGACCAGUCUUCGCUGGUAUCACUACUGUGGGGCAUUUGGCCUACACUACCGCAGUACGGACGCAAGGCCGCACAGUUCGUUGACCUGCUCGGCUACUUCACGCUCAAGACGCCUAAUAUUGAUACUGAGAAAUACGUAGGCAGCGCCGUAGAGCUACUCCGCAAUCAGAACCAGCUCCUCUCGUCCCACGGUAACGCAGCCCUAUACGCCGCUCUCGGCUCCUACGUCGAACUAGACGGCUACUACCUGGAGUCUGAGCCUUGUCUCGUGUGUAACAACCCUGAGGUUCCCAUGGCAACCAUCAAACUGCCCACUAUCAAGAUCGACUCGAAGUUCACGACGACCACUCAGAUCGUGAAGUUAGUCAACAGCCACAUGAUCAGCCGCAUCAACUUGCGGAUCAGCGACAUUAAGCGCAGCAAGAUGGUGCGGACCAUCAACUUUUAUUAUAAUAAUAGAACUGUACAAGCAGUUCAGGAGCUCAAGAAUAGACCUGGAAUGUGGCACAAAGCUAAACGCGUUCAAUUGCAAUCUGGCCAAUCGGAAGUGCGUGUUGACUUCCCACUGCCUAUCGUGGCGUGCAAUCUCAUGAUGGAAUAUGCUGAUUUCUAUGAGAACCAACAGGCUACCGGCGAAUCCCUGCAAUGCCCUCGUUGUUCGCAAUCUGUGCCCGCCAACCCUGGCGUCUGUGCUAACUGUGGAGAGAACGUCUUCCAAUGCCACAAGUGUCGCGCAAUAAACUACGACGAGAAAGAUCCCUUCCUUUGUCACGCGUGCGGUUUUUGCAAGUACGCCAAGUUCGACUACACUCUCACAGCUCGGCCAUGCUGUGCCGUCGACACUAUUGAGAACGAUGAGGAACGCAAAAAGAUGGUGCAGACUAUUGGGGCGCUGCUCGAUAAAGCUGAUCGGGUUUAUCGACAGUUGACUUCUAAUAAGCCUGUUUUGGAGUCUCUCCUCCACAAAAUAAGUGAGCAUCGACUCGAAGGCCGUACAGGCGAUGAGAACAGCAACGCCAGCAACACUUCGUUCAGCGGCGCUCAGAUCAACCGCGUCAUACAAACUCUUGCGCAUAAGUACUGCGUCGACAGUAAAGGACACUUUGAGGACUUGUCUAAGAUCAUACAGAAGGUUCUAGCAUGCAGGAAAGAGUUGGUGGCAUUCGAUAGAUCGCAGAGUGAGUUGACUAAAGGCGAUACUCUACCAGUUUAUGCUGGAUUGCUGCAGAAUUAUGACGGCGAUGUUACUAAAGGUGGUGGUUGCUAUGGCUGCGCCCUAGCAUGCGCGGAACAUUGCCUCACACUGUUACGAGCGCUCGCGUCGCAAGCGGAACAUCGCACCCGACUCUGUCGCUUUGGACUCGUGCAGGAAUUGGUGCAGCAUAACUUGCACCGUGGUACUCCUCAGUGCCAGGAGGAAGUACGUGCAUUGAUCUGUCUCGUCACCCGUGACAAUCUUCCAGCGACGGAACAUCUUUGCAACUUACUGUCUCAACGCAUUACUCUCUCGCUCAUGGGACACGCUGCCUCGCAAGAUCAUAACAAUUCGGUCCGGCCCUUGGUUCUUCUCUUGGGUUCUCUGGUCAAAGUUCAAGAUUCGGUUGAGUGUUGGGAGUCAAGACUUCGCUGUAUUGUCAAACUAUGGGUUUGGUGUUGCCCUCAACUGACAGAAGUGGCCGGCAUAACUCCGGCGGCCAAUACGAUUCUGAAGGCCGAAGCUUUGGCUGGCAUACCGGGCAUCAACUCGUCUUCGCCCAACUCGCACCAGUUCGCGCUGCAGCAGGUGGCGCUGCCGUGCCUGCGCUACAUGCAGCAGCUCAUGGCGCCGCUCGCGCCGCCCGCGCAGCCGCCGGCGCCCGCGCAGCCCGCGCCCGCUGACGCCGACCAGGCUAAGGAUGCUGCUAAGGAACCAGUAUCAACCACAACAUCAGCAACCGGCACAGCAGCCGCUUCAACCUCCGGCAACGUGGUCGUCGACCUCGCAGCCUGGUUAGCAGGCAAGGUGCCUCACUCGCAGUGGCGUCGCCUGUCUAGCGCGAGAGUAGACCGCCCGCCUGUCGCCGCGACUAUGCUGAGGGAUUUGCAUCUCGCUAGCAAGUACCUUGCUAAGUGGAGGGAGAGGACGAUGCUCUCCCACGGCAUGCGGCCCCUGGCGCUGGAGGACGGCGGCUGGCUGCGGCCCGUCAUGUUCGACCCGAGCUCGCGUAUAGCGCGCGACACCGCCUGUCAGAUGGUCAAGUCGCUCUGUGACUCCUACGAGAGGACUAAAGCGGUACUAAUUCUGCUAACCAGCUUCUUACCUGAAGUAGGUUCGGCUGGAGAGGCCAGCGAACAGUUCUUGCAACUUUAUCAGACGCUGGCGUCCGAAGCGCCAUGGAAGCAAUUCCUGGCUUUGCGUGGAGUUCUUCAGCAGAUCGCUGACCUUAUGACUAAAGAGAUUGAACAACUGCAUCGCCUAGAAGAGACUACUCUCACCUCUGAUUUGGCUCAAGGCUACGCUCUAAAGCGUCUAACCGAGCUCCUCGCGAUGUUCCUGGAAGAAAGCGGUGCUCGUCGCACGUACAAGGGGCGGCUGGUGGGCGCCGUGCUGGGCGGCUACCUGUCGCUGCGCCGCCUCGUGGUGCAGCGCACGCGCCUCACCGACGACACGCAGGAGAAGCUGCUCGAGCUGCUCGAGGAGAUGACUACUGGUACCGAAGCCGAAACAGCAGAGUUCAUGGCGGUCUGCAUAGAAACGGUGCAAAAGUACCCGUUACACGACUACCGCACGCCCGUGUUUAUCUUCGAGAGGCUCUGUUCCAUCAUCUACCCUGAAGAGAACGAUGUCGGAGAGUUCUUCCUUACGUUGGAGAAGGAUCCGCAGCAGGAAGACUUCUUGCAGGGCCGCAUGUUAGGCAAUCCCUACUCAUCUCUGGAACCCGGCAUGGGUCCUCUAAUGCGGGAUGUGAAGAACAAGAUCUGUACCGACUGCGAGCUGGUAGCCUUGCUCGAAGACGACAACGGCAUGGAGUUGCUCGUCUGCAACAAGAUCAUGUCGCUGGACCUGCCUGUUAAGGAUGUUUACAAAAAGGUUUGGUGUACAUCGGGCGAGGGCGUAGACGCAAUGCGCGUGGUCUACCGCAUGCGAGGCCUCCUCGGUGACGCUACCGAGGAGUUCGUGGAACGCCUGACACAAGCCAACGCGGAGGCCGUGGAUGACGAACAGCUGUAUAGAAUGGCCAACGUGCUUGCUGAUUGCGGUGGUAUAGAAGUGAUGCUACAACGCCUCGCCGCGAUCCAACGUGUAGGAGCCGCUCGAGCACUUUGUUCCACGCUCCUCCGUCUCGUGUCUCUGUGCACGCGCGUGCGGCGCUGCGUGCGCGUGCUGACGCGUGCGGAGACACGUGCACUGCCCGUGCUACUGCACGCGCUGCACCUCGCCGCUAUAGAGGAGAAGGACAUGGCCAGAGCUCAGCUCGUGUAUCAGCUGCUGGAGAUCAUGGAGCGUAUCCUGUCGGUGGCUGCUAGCGAGAGCCUCGAGUCGUUCCUUCAGUUCUCGCUCACCUUCGGCGGUCCGGAAUACGUGCAAGCCCUGCUCAACUGCACUGAAUGUCCAGGAAUCCGCAACAACUCAGUGGCUCUCGGCCACCUAACCCGCGUCCUAGCAGCCCUAGUCUACGGCAACGAUCUCAAGAUGGCCAUGCUAGUAGAACACUUCAAGCCAGUACUCGAUUUCGACCGGCUGGACUCGGAACAGUGGACGGAAGAGGAGUUCCGUAUGGAACUGUUCUGUGUGUUCUGCGCUAAUAUCGAGAGGAACUCUAUCGGUGGAACGUUGAAGGAUUACCUCAUCUCGCUUGGUGUUGUGAGGGACGCGCUUGAGUAUAUCGUGAAACACGCGCCGUGUGUGAAGCCGACACUGGUGUGCACGGACUCUGACGAGCUUAAGGAGUUCAUCAGUCGUCCUGCACUCAAGUACAUUCUGCGCUUCCUCACCGGACUGGCCGCUGAUCACGAACCCACACAGAUGUUAGUAUGCGAGAAGGUAAUUCCGAUCGUCCACCGUCUCGAACAAGUAUCAUCCGGCGAGCACGUGGGCUCUCUCGCGGAGAACCUUCUAGAAGCUCUGCGCUCGCAGCCGCAGUGCGCUGCUAAAGUGCAGCAAGUCCGGGACUUCACCAGACAGGAGAAGAAACGCCUCGCUAUGGCAGUGCGCGAGCGACAACUGGGCGCUCUGGGCAUGCGCAGUAACGAGCGCGGGCAGGUGACGGCGCAGUGCUCGCUCACGCAGCAGGUGGCCGACCUGGCUGAGGAGAACGGUGCCGUGUGCUGUAUCUGUCGCGAGGGAUACAAGUACCAGCCCACCAAGGUGCUGGGUAUCUACACGUUCACGAAGCGCUGUCCCGUGGAGGAGUACGAGGUGCGCGCACGCAAGACGCUCGGCUACACCACCGUGUCGCACUACAACAUUGUGCACGUCGAGUGUCAUAUGGCUGCUGUUAGGCUGGCUCGUGCUAGAGACGAAUGGGAGAGCGCGGCGCUACAGAACGCGUCGACUCGCUGCAACGGGCUGCUGCCGCUGUGGGGCCCGCAUGUACCAGAGUCUGCAUUCGCUAGCUGUCUAGCCAGGCACACUACUUAUUUACAGGAAUGCACCGGACACCGCGACAUCGGUCACACUUGCACUCUCCAUGAUCUGAAGUUGUUACUGUUGCGUUUCGCUCGUGGCCGUACGUUCCACGACGACACGGGCGGCGGCGGCCCACUGUCCAACAUGCAGCUCGUGCCCGCGCUCAUACAUAUGGCACUUUAUGUUAUUAAUACGAGCCGUGUAGCAGCCCGCGAGGUGUCAGCGCUAGAGGCAGCAUUAGCGUGGGCGCCGGCGCGAUUGCUGGAGUCUGCGCACGACGCUGAGGGGCCACUGUACUUCGCCACGCUCAUGCUUAUGCUGUAUCCGCAUGCCAAAUGGCGCUCAGUAAAACUAGACAUGCUGAAACGUCUCCUCGUGAUUGGUCAUGUGCGCGGCGCGGCGCCGGGCGGGCCCGCCAUACGGGCGUUACCGGCUGAUCUGCGUGCGGUGGCCGCGUGGGCUGAUUACAAGCCGUAUGCGCUGUUCGUGGCUAUCAUCGAUCAGCUGUAUACUGUUAUGUUUAAGAACGUAAGCGCAACAACAGUAGACCAGUGGCCGAUAAAACUAGCCGAAUACAUACGUCACAACGACGAAGCGAACGGCAAAGCCGCUGAGCGCAUCGUCACGACUCUCACCGACGAACUCUUACCUUGCGCCUCUUUCGCGGAGUUCUGUGACGCUGCCGGCUUCUUGGAAGACAUCCCUGACCCUGACGCCUUCCUUCAAGUCCUGAUAGAUGAGCAGCCUUGAGACAGGGCCUUCGUGCCCACAUGCCUUAGCUACAAUGGGUGCAUGGCUAGCUAACUACACUAAUUUUACAUAGGCUAACUUGUAAUAUUGACCUCUGAAUAUGUAGUAGUAUUUAGGGGUCAAUACUGCAAGUGAAUUAUCAAAAUUUACAGUAGCUUCUAUAGAAAAAAUAUAUAGAUUUUUAUGCAUAUUAUAUCCUUCAAAAGUUUAUCUAAGUAUUGUCGUGCACAUGAUAUAGUUCAGUGGGCAAGGCCGUGUCACUCGGCGCGAACAUCCCUUCACUCGAGGCUGCGUUGUAAUCAUUAUUAUCGCGAUGUUUAAUCUGAAAUGUAACACUGCUUGUAACUGAUAAAUUAUUCUGUAUUUAAUCGUAUUCACUUGUUCGGUGCUUCAAAUGUAAUCUGUAUUUGGGUUUUCUGCAAUAAAAUAGUUUCUGCUUCA
This is a messenger RNA of Helicoverpa zea (corn earworm), 16249 nucleotides long. RefSeq names its product protein purity of essence (gene poe). Gene Ontology annotation, molecular function: zinc ion binding; protein binding. The record is from RefSeq and is a predicted model, not a curated record. NCBI's taxonomy places the organism in Eukaryota, Metazoa, Arthropoda, Insecta, Lepidoptera, Noctuidae. Bases 32 to 15808 code for a protein of 5258 amino acids. The transcript has 97 exons.